Molecule: messenger RNA, 1447 nt
Organism: Uloborus diversus
Lineage: Eukaryota; Metazoa; Arthropoda; Arachnida; Araneae; Uloboridae
Product: facilitated trehalose transporter Tret1-like
Exons: 2
Coding region: 44-1333 (429 amino acids)
Biological process (GO): transmembrane transport
Cellular component (GO): membrane
Molecular function (GO): transmembrane transporter activity
Source: RefSeq, a predicted model, not a curated record
UAUUGCUGCAUUCUCAGCCUUAAUAUUCAUUGCUGUUCUUGGGAUGGUUGCUGGUUACUCAGCCCCUGCAACUGCUGACAUGAAGAAACCUGGAAGCAGAUACGAAGGUAUCACCGAAGAUCAAAUCACUUGGAUUGCAAGUUUGCCUAAUUUGAGCGGAGUCAUCGGAAAUGCCCUCUCUGGUUUUAUUUCCCAGAAGCUUGGGAGGAAAUCUGUGCUGAUGUAUAUAUCUCUUUCAUUUAUGACCAGCUGGCUACUAAUUGCUUACUCAAGAUCACUUUUGUAUGUAUAUGCUGGACUCCUCAUUUCCGGGUUUAGUGCUGGUAUCGCCUCAGUCGCAGUUCCCGCUUAUGUCGUCGAAAUUGCUACGACGGAAAAACGAGGAUUUUUAACGUCCGGCUUUCAAGUGUUUUAUUCUUUGGGCGUUCUCGUCAUGAUGUCGUUGGGAAUUGUACUGAGUUGGUCGUGGUUGGCCAUAACCGCAGCCAUAUUUGUAGUUUCUGGAGCUAGCCUCAUGUUCUUUAUGCCCGAAUCUCCUGCAUGGUUGGUGCGCGAGUCCAGAUGUGCUGAAGCUAUUCGUGGACUAAUGUUCCUCAGAGGGAAAAAUGUGGAUUAUGUCAGGGAAAUUGAAGAGAUCAAUGACAGUAUGCGCAAACAUUCAUCCAGAGGCAUCCGAUUUCAAGACUUUUUGAAGCCGACAUUGUACAAGCCUAUCGUGAUUGUCUUUUUGUUGUUCUUUUUCCAACAGUUUUCAGGAGUCAAAUCCCUCAUGUCUUACACCGUGGACAUUCUCAAAAGUGCAGGAAGUGCCAUAGAUCCUUUAACCGCUGCGGCUAUUGUGUCCGUAGUACAACUUUUAGUAACAGUGACAAGCUGCUUACUGAUGGACAGAGCUGGUCGCAAAGUCUUGUUCAUUGUUUCUGGCUGUUUCUUGUUCCUCAGUCUGACAACUCUUGGCCUGCACAGUAUUGCUGUGCAAAAGUAUAAUUUUGAUCAGGAAAAAUACGGCUGGGUUCCUGUGAUGGCUUUUGUUGUAUAUGUUGCUGCUUAUGCUAUCGGCUUUGGUCCCAUACCCUUCGUAAUGACACCAGAGUUGGUGCCGAUUAACACACGAAGCUUCCUUUUGGCCAUGGGGUCUGUUACGUGCUCGGGUCUGGGGUUUGUUGUUGCAAAAUCGUUUGACAGUUUAAAGACACUGAUGGGAGAAUAUGGUUUAUACUGGGGUUAUGCUGCAUUUUCUCUUCUGGGUUCUUUGUACUGUUUCUUCUUUAUACAAGAGACAAAGGGAAGGACUAUACAAGAGAUAAACAAUUCUUUCUCAGCUUCUUCAUAAGAUGGCUCACAUGUCUCAAUGAAACAAGGAAGUUUUUACAUGAUCAGUUUUACUCUGUUGCAAUGAAAAACUGUUGAAAUUCCUCUUUUGUCAUUCUGAAUAACUCUUUCAUUG